AUGCUCCGUCCUAUCGUGAUCUCAGGUCCCAGUGGUACUGGCAAAUCUACUUUGCUAAAGAUGCUCUUUGCAGAGUUCCCAGAUUCUUUUGGCUUCUCUGUCUCUUCAACUACCAGAAAGCCAAGACCAGGUGAGGUAGAUGGCAAGGAUUAUAACUUUACUACCGUGGAGGAGUUUAAGAAGAUGAUUGAUCAGAAUAAGUUCAUCGAAUGGGCUCAAUUCUCAGGCAGCUACUACGGUACCACAGUGGCAUCUGUAAAGAACGUUCUCGAUUCUGGAAAACUCUGUCUUCUAGAUAUCGAUAUGCAGGGCGUUAAGUCAGUUAAGAAGACCGACUUGAAUGCGAGAUUCUUGUUUAUUGCUCCUCCAUCUCUUGAUAUUCUAAAGGAUAGAUUAAGCGGUCGCGGUACUGAGUCCACCGAGUCUAUGAAUAAGAGAUUGGAAGCUGCUGUUGCCGAAAUGGAAUACGCAGAGACAGGUGCACAUGACAGCAUUAUUGUUAACGACAAUCUAGACAAGGCAUAUGCUGAGCUUAAGAAGUUCAUUUUUGAGCAAUGA
This is a messenger RNA of Eremothecium sinecaudum, 558 nucleotides long. It is a transcript of the gene GUK1, whose product is annotated as guanylate kinase. Lineage: Eukaryota; Fungi; Ascomycota; Saccharomycetes; Saccharomycetales; Saccharomycetaceae. The record is from RefSeq and is a predicted model, not a curated record. Gene Ontology annotation, molecular function: GMP kinase activity. Gene Ontology annotation, cellular component: cytosol. Gene Ontology annotation, biological process: purine nucleotide metabolic process. Bases 1 to 558 code for a protein of 185 amino acids. The transcript has a single exon.